AUGCCGCUGCAAGACCUUUCCGUCGAGAUCCUUCACCUCAUUUGCGAGGUCUGCCCCACAGACACACUCCAGGACUUGCGACUCACGUCUCAGAAGCUGUGCACUGUAGCCGAUAAACAUCUUCUGCCCGAAGUCGUGAUCUGUUUGGAAGGCACAGAUCUAAAACGGCUUCAGGGGAUUUCCAAGAGCUCGGAAGGGAUUCGAAAUGGCAUUAAAUCACUCAUCAUCCAGGCCGACGCAUGCGCCUAUGCUACAGACGAGAAUGAGCGAUUCCCUUCUCUGCGGAAAUGGUUGAACGAUCGGACGGAAUUCCUUCUGCAGUCGGAAGCUGAACUGCUCGAGCUGAGACGGACAAUCGAGAGUCGACGACAAACGCGACAGCGAAUCGAUCUUCUAAAAAGGCUCGAUCACUUCUUGGAACAGACACGAGCUUUACAGGACGAUCCAACACUGGCCGAGACAUAUUAUGCAGAAUUCAGGCGCCAAUACGUGUCACAAAAAAAGCUGUUCGGGAUUCCCAUUUCACAACAGACUCAACAAAUGCCAGCUGUGAUAGUGAGGCGAGUGAUCAAGGACGCUCUCUCUCCGCUAAUCACGAGCUGUGCCAACAUCAGUAAGCUCGCCAUAAAUACCGAGCAUGCAGUGCGACGGAACGCCGGCCUUGUGAACAAACCUUUCCUACAAAGCCUCACGAUUCCGCACAGGUGUCCCGGCCUUGACUUGUUGCUAGCCAUCUGUGAGGCGAUUUGGCCUGUUGCUAUCGAAGCCGGCUGGAAGGUCGACGACUGGAGUCUGACUGGCAUAAUACCGAGAAGCGUGCAACAGGCGACGCCCAACGAGGUCCGAGACGAGGAGCUGCCAGUAUUCUUGCAAUUCAUGCAGAAUUUCCGCAAAUUCUCUUUAUGCUUCAACGGCGCUAAUGCCAAAGACGAAGACUAUGAUCGCGGGGUCGAGAGCCAAUGGGCCUUCUACCGCGACGAAUUCGCAGCAGGGUGUACGAUUUACUGGCUGCCAUGCAUGCCGAAGAUUGAGGAGUUCCGCUUGGUAUAUCCUGUCGCUCCGUUGGUGGAUUGGCGGGUCGAUAUACGCGACGCGCUCCAGGAGAAGUUCAUUCCCCAUCUGACACUUCUCCACAUCUCGAAUUUCCAGUGCGAUACAGAGGGUCUCGAGCGGUAUCUCCUGCUGCAUAAGGACACACUUCAGGAUCUGAAGCUCUCCGACGUGCAUCUCAGAGGCUCCAGUUGGCCAGCGUGUUUGACUGCGAUUGCGGGAAGGCUUCCAUGCCUUCGGCGCGCGAAGUUGGUUGCUCCACUUACAAGUCUUGAUAGUGAGGUCGAUGAAGAGAUGGUGUAUUAUAUUGGGCAAUACAUGCAAAGUAGCGCGCAAAUCGAAGAGCAUCAGAACGCGGUAGAACGCUACAUCUUGACUGGUGAGGGUCCUGCUCCGAGUUGGACCGUGGAGGAGAUGAUUGAGACUGAUGGAGAAGGCGAUGAGGAGGGAAGCUUAAUGGACUACAGCGAAGGGACGGCAAGUGAGAGGAGCGACGACGAGAUGAUGGAUUGA
Messenger RNA from Cercospora beticola, 1563 nucleotides. RefSeq lists its product as uncharacterized. NCBI's taxonomy places the organism in Eukaryota, Fungi, Ascomycota, Dothideomycetes, Mycosphaerellales, Mycosphaerellaceae. The record is from RefSeq and is a predicted model, not a curated record.